AUGAUCAACCUAGAAUUUAAAAAAUCGCCAUGUAAACCCAGCCAGUCCAACCAAUUAUCAACAUACGCACUCAAUAUAUACAAGCAUCAAAUGACAAUAGAAGAUCGUUUAAUUGACGUCGACUUUUGGGAUACCGCGGGUCAGGAGAGAUUUCAGAGCAUGCAUCCAUCUUACUACCAUCAAGCACACGCAUGCAUCCUCGUUUUUGAUGUGACGCGGAAGAUAACUUACAAAAAUUUAAACAACUGGCUAUCAGAACUACGGAAGUAUCGUCCAGAAAUUCCAUGUUUCUGCGCAGCGAACAAAAUUGAUACCGAUACUGAGGUGACGAAUAAAGCAUUCAACUUUGCGAAGAAAAACAGCAUACCCUUCUACUUCGUGUCUGCGGCGAAUGGUACGAAUGUUGUGCGAGUGUUUACAGACGCAGUUCGAGCGGCUGUGGCAUACAAAGAAGAUUCGACAGACCCCUUAGACCAAAUUAUGGAGGAACUUGAAGUUAUGGAGCAAAACCAUGAAGUAAAUGAUGGUGAAUCAUCUUACGCCGAUCCCCUGUCGUAA
Molecule: messenger RNA, 558 nt
Organism: Echinococcus granulosus
Lineage: Eukaryota; Metazoa; Platyhelminthes; Cestoda; Cyclophyllidea; Taeniidae
Product: Rab-like protein 2A
Exons: 5
Coding region: 1-558 (185 amino acids)
Cellular component (GO): Golgi apparatus; endosome
Molecular function (GO): GTP binding; GTPase activity
Source: RefSeq, a predicted model, not a curated record